AUGUCGCAAGGAACACUUUUCGGAAAUGGCCAGACCAGGGCUAUCUUGCCUGUUGGUUUGGUUAAAGCCUUCAAGUUGGAUAUUAAGCUUGAGCCAAAGGACUCAGCGGAGCAUGUCAAGAACUUCCCAUUGAAGAAGGUCCCAGCUUUCAUUGGUCCUCAUGGAUUCAAGGUCCACGAGGUUAUUGCUGUUCUCUACUACUUGGUCAAACUACACGACGAGAACUCCCCUCUCCUUGGAAAGACUUUUGAGGAGAAGACCCAGGUGUUGCAAUACUUGUCUUUUGCAACAUCCGACUUCAUGACUGCUGUCAGCACCGCUAUUGGCGGCAUUCUUGGCAGGGUUCCCUUCAACAAGAAGGCAGUGCAGGAGGCCAUCCACGAGGUUGACCAGUACACUGAACUCUUGGAAAAGAGAUUGGUCAACUACACUUACCUUGUUGGCGAAAGAUUGACUGUCGCAGAUCUCUUCUUUGCCACAUGCUUCUUCAGACCAUUCACUCUGUGGUACGGAUCGCAGUGGAGAAAGGAGCACAAGGUUUUGCUCAGAUGGUUCAACACUGUCACCAAGUCUGAGUACAUCGAGUACUUCUUCAAGGACCUCAAGCUUGCCGACACUCCAAUUACUCACCCAGAGCACAAGAAGGAGAAGAAGAAGGGUGGCGAAAAGAAGCAGCAGCAACAGUCAAAAAAGCAGAAACAGAAGCAGGCUGCCCCACCUGCACAGCCUAAGAAGCCAAAGCACCCAUUGGAGGCUUUGGGUAAGAGCUCCAUACCUAUUGACGAGUUGAAGAGAUACUACUCGAACCAUGAGACAAGAGAGGAAUCCUUGCCUUGGUUCUGGAACGAGUUCUGGGAUCCAAAGGAGUGGUCCUUGUACAAGGUCGCCUACAAGUACAACGAUGAGUUGAAGAUGGUGUUCAUGUCCAACAACUUGAUUGGUGGUUUCUUUGCCAGGCUCUCAGCCUCUACCAAGUACUUGUUUGGAUGCAUGGUUGUCUGCGGUGAAGACAAUCACAAUGGUAUUGUUGGUGCUUUCUUGGUCAGAGGCCAAGAGUACAAGCCAGCUUUUGAUGUUGCUCCUGACUGGGAAUCAUACGAAUUUACCAAGUUGGACCCAACUAAGCCAGAGGACAAGGAGUUCGUCAACGACUCUUGGGCUUGGGAUAAGCCACUUGAGAUCGACGGUGUUAAGAAGGAAGUUGCCGAUGGUAAGGUCUUCAAAUGA
Molecule: messenger RNA, 1227 nt
Organism: Brettanomyces bruxellensis
Lineage: Eukaryota; Fungi; Ascomycota; Pichiomycetes; Pichiales; Pichiaceae
Exons: 2
Coding region: 1-1227 (408 amino acids)
Biological process (GO): translational elongation
Cellular component (GO): cytoplasm; nucleus
Molecular function (GO): translation elongation factor activity
Source: RefSeq, a predicted model, not a curated record